AUGUCACUUGGUUACCUCUACAUCUCCAGGGUUGUAAUUACUGCUUGGCGAAGCGCGGACAGGUCUCGAGGGGUGACCAGUGAAAUCAGGCGAAGGCAGCGACAAGAGCACAUCAGACAAGUAUACACCAAAACAAACAACAUGGCUCCUCCUAUGUUGACAGCAAAGGCAGCUGUUGCUCCUUACCCGAGGGAAAAUCCACAUAGUACCUCAGGAGAUAUGGAGUGUCCCAUCUGCUACCAGGACUACAACCUGCAUAACAAGUGCCCUCGCAUGCUGGAGUGUCUGCAUGUCUUUUGCACGGAUUGUUUGCACAGAAUCCAGCUGUGUCCCAUGGUGCCCGGGGACCCUCUGAGCCCAGAUGCCAUCCCAUGCCCGCUCUGUCGCCACCUCACCCCCCUGGAACGAGGAGAUGCCCAGUCCCUGCCUUGUAACUCCCACAUUCUUGCCCGCCUUAACCCCAUGCCCUUCCCACUGCCCAUCACACUGGCCCAGAGAGUGGUGCUGUCAUUGGAGGGUGAACAGCCUGAUGCCCGUUACAUAAUCCUGCCCACGCUGAGCCUAAGGGUACAGCAGAGGCACCCAGACAGGCCGCACGGGACAGCCCCUGGUCUCAUGGGGGAGGAGGAGGUCAUACAACAGAGCAGGAGGACUCUGUUCUGGGUGAAGCUGCUGGCUGGGGUCUUUUGGGUCGUUUUUGUGGUCAUCUGUGUGAUUGGAGUGACCGUCCUCCUCAUGUUUUUGUUGGGGAAAAGUUAUCGGGAGUUCGGUCGUGUGAAUGUGGCGUGCCCGUCGGUUUUCGCCCCUCGGUAA
Molecule: messenger RNA, 813 nt
Organism: Knipowitschia caucasica
Lineage: Eukaryota; Metazoa; Chordata; Actinopteri; Gobiiformes; Gobiidae
Source: the annotation of a GenBank genome assembly